UACGUACUACGCACUGCUCACCUGAGAGAGAGAGAGAGAGAGAGAGAGAUUGAGAGAUUUUACUCAUACGGCUUUUGUAGCGCAGGUGAACAGGUGUGUAAUCGCUUUGUUUGGUUUGGGUUUCGGAAGAAUAUCAGUGUUCCAAGCGUCAGCAGCAGAAGACACCAUCAUGCCUUCACCCAGACACACCAGCAGCAGUAAGCGGACUCACAGAAUGUCACACCACACCUUCUCACACUACCCUGACGAACAAAUGCUCCACUUUUACCGCUGGACUUCGCCACCCGGUGUGAUGAAGAUUGUGAGCAUCAUCAUCAUCAUCAUGUGCGUGGCAUUGUUUGCGUGCGUGGCGUCCACACUGGCGUGGGACUACGACAUGGAUAACAUGGGUCUCGGGGGCAUGGGCAUGGGUGGUAUGGGUGGUAUGGGCUAUUACGGAGGCUAUGGGUCGAACAUGUAUGGAGGCGGCGGCAUAGGAGCCGGGUCAUAUGGCUAUGGUGGCUAUGGUGGGGGCUAUGGCGGCUACUACAUGGACCCUCUAUCAGGCAAAGGUUUCAUCAUCGCCAUCGCUGGAAUCACUUUCAUCGCCGUGCUUAUCAUCUUUAUCCUCGUGGUUUCGAGGCAGAGCACAGCCAGGUCCCCCAAGUUCUACCUGGCGAGUAUCAUCAUCUGUGCAAUCCUAGCCUUGCUCAUGCUCAUCGCCAGCAUAGUCUACCUGGUAGCCGUCAACCCCAUGGCGCAGGGCUCUGGCUCCAUGAUGUACAACAUGAUGUGGCAGCUGUGUGCUCAGUACCAGAACCAACCACAAACAUCAGGCCUGGUUAUCAACCAGUACAUGUACCACUAUUGUGUAGUGGAACCUCAGGAGGCCAUUGCAAUCGUUUUGGGAUUCCUGGUGGGUGUAGGGCUCAUCAUUCUGAUGGUGUUUGCCAUUAAAACCCGUUCCCAGAUGAACCGGUAUGGGAGUCACCGCGUGCUCUGGGAGGAACCCCGUUCUCUCAACGAUGGCUUUUCUCAUGGUGUGGAAAAAUGGGUGACCGACGUGUCCGGGGAGCCUGAGACUUACUUGAAUGACCACAACGAUCAUGUUGGCAGCUCGCGGCAUUAUCUCGACCAACCCCUGGACAUGGCCAAACCGAUCUACCUGCCUGGUGACUCCGAUACGACCAGCACGACCAUCGUGUUGAAAGGCCGAGCGAGAGACUAUGACACGGGAGCCGAUUCGGCGGACGAGCUGGACGACUCUGACUACGACAGCGAGUUCCCUCCAAUCUUGAAUGAAAGCGAGCGGGUGGAUUACAAGCGCCAGUUCGACCGUGACCUCUUGGAGUACAAGCGUCUGCAGGCCGAGCUCGACGACAUCAACCAGGGCCUGUCCGAUGUGGACCGAGAACUCGAUGGCCUUCAGGAGGGAAGCCCACAAUUCCUGGAUGCCAUGGAGGUGUACACACGACUGAAGAGCUUGAAGAGGUCGUCAGAUUACCAGAUGAAGAAGAAGAGAUGCAAACAGCUGAAAGGAAAAUUGGCGCUUCUGAAGAAGAGGGUGAGCGAUUAUGACCGGAGACCGUGAGGAGCUUGGACGCCUUGUGUUGUGUUUUUUUGUUUCCACGUGUCGUUCGUUGUCCCUGUUCGAGCCUCUCAGCUUAUUUUGAUGAUGUCACUUUUGAGCCAUUACAAACACGAUAAGCUUCUUCUUUUUCCCCCUUCCUCCUCUAGUUUUAACAGUUUUUAUAAUUCUGGUGUUUCUUUGCUGUAUAAUGAACCCGUUGAUGGGAUAAAUGUGAAACCAAAGCAGGAUGCAGAUUGUCUUUUGCCCUAAAGUUCAGUAUCCUGCUGUUUUUAUCAGGAAGUGUGUACCGUGUCUCUCCUGUAUACCUUUUUUUUUUUUUAAUGAUGGGCU
Hemibagrus wyckioides is the source of this 1900-nucleotide messenger RNA. RefSeq names its product occludin b (gene oclnb). Gene Ontology annotation, cellular component: cytoplasmic vesicle; bicellular tight junction; apical plasma membrane. The record is from RefSeq and is a predicted model, not a curated record. NCBI's taxonomy places the organism in Eukaryota, Metazoa, Chordata, Actinopteri, Siluriformes, Bagridae. Bases 170 to 1570 code for a protein of 466 amino acids. The transcript has 9 exons. Gene Ontology annotation, biological process: bicellular tight junction assembly.